Exophiala viscosa is the source of this 1008-nucleotide messenger RNA. RefSeq names its product histidine-specific methyltransferase. Lineage: Eukaryota; Fungi; Ascomycota; Eurotiomycetes; Chaetothyriales; Herpotrichiellaceae. The transcript has 3 exons. Gene Ontology annotation, molecular function: methyltransferase activity. Bases 1 to 1008 code for a protein of 335 amino acids. The record is from RefSeq and is a predicted model, not a curated record.
AUGAUAUCCAAAGACCCCAUAGAUAUCAUCGAGAUCAAGUCCGAUGCUGACGAGGUGGUGCUGGGUAAUGAGACACGCAACAGCCUGAAAUCCAAGGCGUCCACAUUUCAUCCACUAUUGUUGUGGGACGAAAAGGGCUUGAAGUACUUCGAAGCCAUCACCUAUGCCCCCGAGUACUACUUGACCAACUGUGAGAUUGAGCUAUUGGAGAAGCACAGUGAUGAGAUUGCGCAAGCUUUGGCACCCGACUCGGUCCUGGUAGAAUUAGGCAGCGGAUGUUUGAGGAAGGUCAAAAUCCUCCUGGAAGCAAUCGAAAGAAGUCGGAAGCGUGUCGACUAUUAUGCUCUCGACCUGGACCGAUCCGAACUGGAGCACACACUGCGGGACAUCAAGCCCGGAGAGUUCCAAUACGUCCGCUGUCAUGGCCUGUUUGGCAGCUAUGACGAUGGACUCGACUGGUUGAGAAGCUCAGAAAUGAGUUCGAAACCACGAUGCAUCAUGUCUUUGGGGAGUACAUUGGGAGGCUUCGAUCGACAAGAAGCAGCCAAGUUUCUGUCUCGGUUCGCAAACUUGCCUGGACCGCCUUCAUCCGCUGGUAACUCAACGUUAAUGCUGAUCGGCUUAGACGGCUGUCUGGAUGGUCAGAAGGUCUGGUCAGCGUAUAACGACUCUGAACAUCGCAACGAAAGAUUCAUUCGGAACGUUCUGACCCAUGCCAAUGGAGUACUUGGGCAAGAAAUCUUCCGCCAAGAGGACUGGGAGCACCGUGGCAAGUGGAAAGCUGAAUCGAAGAGGCAUGAACAAUAUUUGAUACCCAAGAAAGACAUUGAGUUCGAAGGUCGUUGGUUGACAGCGGGCGAGGAAGUAUUUGUCGUGGCUAGCCAAAAGUAUGGACCUGAGGAGCGAGAGACUCUAUGGCGACACUCUGGACUGCGACCAGUGAAGGAAUGGCAUACUCAGUCACAUGGUUACGGUCUCCAUCUCAUGACCGCCACGCAUCCGAAUUAA